CAUCAGUUUGUGAGCCACAAAAAGCCCUCAAGAAGAAGAAGUAGAGGAACUUUGCGGUAAUAACAAACUGCAGCAGAUGGGUGAGAUGGACGCAGCGGAGUUUGAUGAUGUUGUAGAUGACUGGUUUAUCGAGUCGCUGAAAACAUACAAGGACCUUCAUGUGUACCAGCUGGAGCAUCCAACCCGCGUCAUAGAGUGGACAUCUGGAAAAACUGUGUGUGUCGCCGGCUACCGCUCGGCUAAAAACGAACUGCUAGAGCUUCUUCUGCCUCUGAAACUCCUCGCUGAGGAAAACAAGGGUCUCUGUGCGGAACGGGAUUUCAAAGUGGUUCACGGUGGUUUCGCUGAGGGUCCAGUUCACUGCCUCAGACACAUCCCAGGAACAAGGUGUGCUGUUACCAACGACGGCCGCAGCUCCGGCCUACAGGUGUGGGACCUCGGAGGAGACGACAGCGAUGUGAUCAGAAGAACAGCAAGUGUGGCGGGCCGGAGCGCUUCGGGGAGAGGCAGCAGGAUCGCGGCUGGACUCUCGUCAGAUCCUCGAGUCCUGCACGGCGCUGAGAGCAGCGACGUCCUGCUGACGGACCUGACGUCGGGACAGAGCGUGUAUAAACUCAAGAGCGACGCCGCCGACCCGCUCAGCUCCUUACAGUUUGUGAGCGACUCUGUUUUCCUGGCCUGCUGCUGCAGCGGGAACAUUUACACGGUGGACACUCGGGCCUCAGACGCCCCCCGGCCGUCCCCCCCGCCCGCUACCGGUGGGGGGGACGGCGUCCUCUGGUGUGCGGACGCCUCUCCGUCCUCUGCGGGCGGGGCCGGCCGGGUCGCGCGGCUCUCCUCGUCCGGAGAGGCGGUGCUCUCAGACCUGCGGGACCUGGGCGGCGCCGUGUCCCGAGCUCGGCUGGACGUCCUGAUCGAUCACCACAACUGGGACGAUGUGAAAGUAUCGUGGGCACCGGCGCUGGACGACUGUAUCGCCGCGUCAGGUUUCAGUGGAACAGUGCAGAUCUACGACACGUCUGCCUGGGCAGCCGAGCCGGCCGCCGCCCGGCCGCUGUUUGAGCAUCGCGGCCACGUCGUGUCGUCACAGCGGGCCGACAGCCUCCCCGUCCUCGUCACCUCCCACGUCUGGCAUCCCGAGCGGCCCAGGACGCUCCUCUCCGCCGCCGCAGACGGCUCCGUCCACGUCUGGGACUGGGUCGACCAAUCAGCCGCCGCCUGCUGACACACAUCACAGUGCAGGUCUGUUCACACACGCUGUAUCAUCAUGUAAUGUAUGAAAAACACUCACAUGGGAUGACGAAACGCAUUGAAAUCACCGGUGGCUACAUCAGCCUGCAUGAGGGGACAGUGUUGGAGUUGUGAUGCUUCCUGAUUUAUCAAAGCAAAACCUGAAGUUUGAUUAAAAAUGCAUUAAAACCCUCCUGUGUACAAUCUGCUGCUGCUUUGUUCUUUGUGACAAGACCAAGAGAUGAAUGUCAUCUCCAGGGGCAGAGGAGGAAAAUGAGGCAUUCACACAGGAUCAGCAUCAUCAGCAGCCGUUUGUCCUCACCAGGUGCUUCAAAGCAGGACGUUACAAUGUGUGGCCGAUUGGAACGAGAUUAAAGAGAAAAACUGUGACGGCCCCUGGGAUACAUACAUAUAUGCAUUCAUACAUACACACACAUUGGUAGUUAUUAUUCAUUUUUUAAAAUCGCUUUGUAUGUCUGAUGAUUGGUGUGUGAGACGUUGCUGCUGGAAGCGUGGGGACUGUUUUGGCCUGUAGGCGGCGCUGUG
Molecule: messenger RNA, 1776 nt
Organism: Myripristis murdjan (pinecone soldierfish)
Lineage: Eukaryota; Metazoa; Chordata; Actinopteri; Holocentriformes; Holocentridae
Gene: wdr73
Product: WD repeat domain 73
Exons: 8
Coding region: 77-1225 (382 amino acids)
Biological process (GO): cytoplasmic microtubule organization
Cellular component (GO): cytosol; spindle pole
Molecular function (GO): protein binding
Source: RefSeq, a predicted model, not a curated record